Hibiscus syriacus is the source of this 1750-nucleotide messenger RNA. RefSeq names its product CBL-interacting serine/threonine-protein kinase 3-like. The coding region runs from base 225 to 1544 and encodes 439 amino acids. The record is from RefSeq and is a predicted model, not a curated record. The transcript has 16 exons. Gene Ontology annotation, molecular function: ATP binding; protein kinase activity. NCBI's taxonomy places the organism in Eukaryota, Viridiplantae, Streptophyta, Magnoliopsida, Malvales, Malvaceae. Gene Ontology annotation, biological process: signal transduction; protein phosphorylation.
AGCUAUAGUGAAGUCAAAUCAGGCUCCAAACUUAAUUUGUUAUUCUGGGUCACUCUUGAGUUUCUGGAAUCAGCAAAGUUUAUGGACUGUGCUUUUCUUCCUUGAUUUCGUCUCUAGUUUGGGGAAUGGAUCCUGCUGCUAGGGAAUCGAUCGUUUGAAGAAAAACAGAGAAGCCUCGGCAAAUUUUCAUAGAACAAGGUUCAAGCCAUAGAGUUUAAAGAGGCAUGAGUCAACAGAAAAUCAAGCGUCAUGUGGGUAAAUAUGAGGUGGGAAGGACUAUUGGGGAGGGGACAUUUGCUAAAGUGAAGUUUGCAAGAAAUUCUGAGACGGGAGAGCCUGUGGCACUUAAGAUCCUUGAUAAAGACAAGGUUCUCAAGCACAAGAUGGCUGAACAGAUCAAGCGUGAAAUAGCAACAAUGAAGUUGAUAAGACACCCGAAUGUUGUCCGUUUAUAUGAGGUAAUAGGAAGCAAGACAAAGAUAUUUAUUGUUUUGGAAUUUGUCACCGGGGGAGAGCUCUUUGACAAAAUUGUAAACCAUGGAAGGAUGAGAGAAGAUGAGGCACGGAGUUUCUUCCAGCAACUCAUUAAUGCUGUUGAUUAUUGCCAUAGCAGGGGUGUUUACCAUAGGGACCUUAAGCCUGAAAAUUUGCUGUUGGAUGCUUAUGAUAACCUCAAAGUUUCUGACUUUGGAUUGAGUGCACUAUCCCAGCAAGUCAGGGAAGAUGGCCUCCUUCACACGACCUGUGGGACGCCAAAUUAUGCUGCUCCUGAGGUCCUUAAUGAUAGAGGUUAUGAUGGGGCGACCGCAGACCUCUGGUCGUGUGGCGUGAUACUCUUUGUGUUGCUUGCAGGUUACUUGCCUUUUGAUGAUUCUAAUCUUAUGAACUUGUAUAAGAAGAUUUCAGUGGCUGAAUUUACUUGCCCCCCUUGGCUAUCUUUUAGUGCGAUGAAAUUGAUAACUCGAAUCCUCGAUCCUAACCCGAUGACCCGCAUCACCAUUCCUGAAAUUUUGCAAGAUGAAUGGUUUAAGAAAGACUACAAACCUCCCGUGUUCGAGGAGAAAGACGAUACGAACUUAGAUGAUGUAGAAGCUGUAUUUAAGGAUUCUGAAGAGCACCAUGUUACAGAAAAAAGAGAAGAACAACCGACAACUAUGAAUGCUUUCGAGUUAAUUUCCAUGUCGAAAGGGUUGAACCUUGGCAAUCUGUUUGAUGCAGAGCAGGGAUUUAAGAGAGAAACAAGGUUUACAUCAAAAUGUCCUGCCAAUGAGAUUAUUCACAAGAUCGAGGAAGCAGCAAAGCCUCUGGGGUUUGAUGUACACAAGAAAAACUACAAGAUGAGACUUGAGAAUUUGAAGGCCGGGAGGAAAGGAAACCUGAACGUAGCCACAGAGAUAUUUCAAGUGGCACCUUCUUUACAUAUGGUGGAGGUGCGAAAAGCUAAGGGUGAUACCUUGGAAUUCCAUAAGUUCUAUAAAAAUCUUUCGAGCUCGUUGGAUGAUGUUGUUUGGAAGAGUGAGGAGGACAUGAAAGAAGUGAAGUAAAACCAAUGUUACCUCCAUUGUUAUCUAAUCAUUCCUUUUGUUUCCCUGAUGGUUAAGUUUCUUAUCUGUAUGGCCUGUAUGAUUUAAGCAGACAUGCUUCUUCCCAUUGUUUUCCAUGUUAUUAGUGUUGGAAAACAUGGAUGAUUCCCAUGGGGCCUGCUUUACCCUUCUAUGCUAUGAUAUCAAUAUUUGGAAGAAAAAAAAAA